AGAGGGAAGGAGCUGUGUCUUACUCUCAGAGUUGUAGAUUUAUUUAUGGUCUAUGCUUGAACGAGUUUUCUUUUAUUUUUUUUGGACGCUUUGUCAGUAAAUGAAAAAAACAAACCGCUGUUGGAUCAAUAUUGCCAAAUCAGUUGUGCAGGGGCGUUAUCUCUAUCACUAAAGUCUAUUUUUUUUCUAAGUCAUGCCACGUUUGAGAUUACGCCUGUGAUGGGCUGAGCCACCAUCCUCCUCUUGCUUACACUCAGCGGCUGCUAGACUGCCGCUCAGAGAAAGGGCUGACCGAAAAGUUCCCAAAGUUGCCUUGCCUUCUUUUAUUUUUACGUUUCAGUGACUUCACCAGCAACCCCUCAGUCUGCUGUUCACCAGCCCGCCGCAGCAUGCAGGACUGACGGCCGAAGGGAUGGCAUCGGCUGUGUUUGAAGGGACGUCCCUGGUCAACAUGUUCGUCCGGGACUGCUGGGUUAACGGGAUCCGGAGACUCAUCAUCAGUCAGAGCGGAGAAGAAGAGGAGUUUUUCGAGAUCCGGACUGAGUGGUCUGACAGGAACAUUUUAUACUUGCAUCGGAGUUACUCUGAUCUGGGGCGGCUGUUUAAAAGACUGGUGGAGUCCUUUCCGGAGGACAGAAGAGAUCUGUCCAAAUCUCCACUGAUAGAAGGGCUGGUGAAAAUCAAAGAGGCAACUGACAUUGAGGAGAAGUUAAAUGAAGUGGAAAGGCUACUGAAGAAUGCAAUUAACAUGCCAUGCAAGUAUUCCAGGUCAGAGGUGAUGCUGACUUUCUUUGAGCGGUCUCCCCUGGACCAGGUGUUAAGGGACGACAACGUCCACAGAAUCCAACCAUGUUUUCAGAGUCCAAUCAAGAUCUCAGAAAUCAUGCGGUCCAAUGGAUUCUGUCUGGCUAAUACAGAAACCAUCGUGUUCGAUCACAGUAUACCCGAAGAAAAAGAGAGACCUUCAUCGACUGAUUCUGUAGAACAUCCGUAUGAAGAUGGAACAGAGUUCUUGCCAUUGGAAACAGAUGUCUGUGAUGAAGAAACAGAAGCAUAUGUCACCAACCUGUCCUACUACCAUCUGGUCCCGUUUGAAACCGACAUCCUGGAGUGAGCACUUAUCUACCAGAUGCUUGUCGAUGAUGGCUUGUCAUGCUGACAAUGAGUGAUAUGUACUCGUCAGUGGAAUUAAACUAUGCAAUGCUGCGCACAGUGUAGCUGCUGCUUAUUCCAGCAACUUUAAGGACUUUUUAAAUAACUGUUGGUCAUUUUGGAGUCUGCUGGGUGUACAGAAAUUUUAGAAGAGGGCAACAGCAGCAUGCCUUUGUUUUCAUCCACCGAUGUGCCUCUUCCAGAGCCUUACUUUGCUUGUCUUCAGAGUGAUUUCAAAAGGCUUUCAGGUGAUGUACCUGUGGCAGCCACACUAUAUAGGUCCUCAGUCCUCAGUGACAUUUUGAACGUGCUGUUUGGCCGCUUUGUUGAUUUUACCAGCUCUAUUUCUUUUAUAUCAAGUUGUUUUCAUCUUGUUUCAUUUAUUCUCUUACGGACCGAAAAGAUUUGUGAUGCAUCUAUAACAUCAACUGACUUCUCUGGUUCCUGAAGUAUUGUCACUCUGGAUUUUUAUUCCUGUGGGAAUAUAGAAGAAAAAAAAAAAAAACUGUUGUGAAGAUUUUUUGUUUGAUUUUUGCUUAUGGUGCAGUUUCCACUAGCAAGCUACUAAGCAAGUUUUGGUUUUUGUUAAAGCUUAAAACUCAUAGCAUAAGUCUUAUUUUGUUGCUCUGACAAUGCAGCAGCAGGUUAUUAGGUGUGAUAGUACGCUGAAAGCCUGAAACUAGUGCACAUGUGUUCUGAUAACAGGCAACUGUGGAAUUUAGCUUCUUUUAGAGAUGGUCCCUGUGACAAAUUGCUACAAAUUGCUAAAUUAAAGGGGCUCCAGUGUGUGUAGUAGGCUUGUAGUCCUUUUUGACCACUCAAAGCACACAGCAGUAGACAA
Messenger RNA from Archocentrus centrarchus (flier cichlid), 1993 nucleotides. It is a transcript of the gene pxdc1b, whose product is annotated as PX domain containing 1b. The transcript is spliced from 5 exons. Gene Ontology annotation, molecular function: phosphatidylinositol binding. Bases 413 to 1114 code for a protein of 233 amino acids. The record is from RefSeq and is a predicted model, not a curated record. Lineage: Eukaryota; Metazoa; Chordata; Actinopteri; Cichliformes; Cichlidae.